AUGGUUGUUAUUAAUACAAACAUUUCUUGGCUCAUGAAAAUGUCCUUCUUCGGAAAUCUUCUUAAAAAAUUGCGACAAGGUGAGGAAAGGCCGAAACCAAAGGCCCUUCCUUCCGUGGUUGUGGUGGGUGUUGAUCCGUCCAACUCUUGGAAAAACAUAGCAGAGCUCGGUGACGGUGCUUUCGGUAAAGUUUACAAGGUAGCUUUGUAUACCACGGUACCAUCUUUUAAGGCAUCAAAAGUUAAAACUGGACAAGUAGCAGCCCUUAAAAGCGUUGAUUUCUCUUCAGAUGAAGAGAUGGAAGAUUUGAUGGUUGAAAUUGAUAUACUGCAUGAAUGCAAGCAUCCAAAUAUUCUUCAGUUACAUGAAGCAUAUGUCUUUGAUAAAAAAAUCUGGAUGUAUCUCGAGUUUUGUGGCGGAGGUGCAGUUGAUAGCAUUAUGAAAGCCCUGGAUAAGCCUUUAACAGAACCGCAGAUCAGAUUUAUUUCUCAUGAAGUCAUAUCUGGCCUCGCAUUUCUUCACAAGCAUUUGAUCAUUCAUCGUGAUCUUAAGGCUGGAAAUAUUUUAAUAACUCUAAAUAACGAAGUACGCUUGGCCGAUUUCGGUGUGUCGGCACGAAUGGCAAGUGAGAAUCAAAAGCGCACAACUUUUAUCGGCACCCCAUAUUGGAUGGCGCCUGAGGUUAUUGCCUGUGAAACCUUCAAAGAUAAUCCCUAUGACAUGGCUGCUGAUGUGUGGUCUUUCGGUAUUACUCUGAUUGAAUUUGCUGAAAUGCUCCCACCCUACAAUGACCUUAAUCCCACUCGGGUAUUGCUGAAAAUUACAAGAAGUGAUCCACCUACUUUUUCCAGACCAAAGGCAUGGUCUCCCUCCCUUAAUAAUCUUUUGCAACGAUGUUUGCAAAAGAAUCCCGGCCAACGUCCUUCCAUGGAUGAUCUCAAAAGCGACCCAUUUGUUGCCAAUGUGACUGAGGCCGAUCGAUCUGUGCUAAAAAUUCUCCUUGGUGAAGUCAACGCUGAAGUCGAAGUGACCGUGGAGGAUAUCAUGCCGGAUGACUUGCCCGAACUCGAUGUGGACAUGGUUUCAGAUGAAGCGGCAGAGGUUAUGGUGCAAUCCUUGCACGCUAUGGAUGAUAUGGAGGAGAAGUUGUCUAGCAACGAAGAGCUACUGAAUAUGAUGAGUUACGAGGAUGUCGAAUUCAAUGCAGAGGAUGCCAGAAUUCCUGCUCCCCUCUUCGAUACGACCUCCUUCAUUCCCACCGAGGAGGCAAUCUUCUGGCGCCAGAAUCUCCCAAUUGAUGAAAAGGCCGUGCGGGUUGUUGCCGACUCCCUUGUUCGUGACCUUCUGCUUGGCGAUGUAGACUUCACAUCAAUCGCUUUCAUUGCCUUUGAAUGUAUCAAAGAUUACCAAGAGCAAUAUGAGAACUCCAAAUUGAUGCAGACAUCGUUUGGAAGCAAAGCUCCACCAUCUAGGGGUAGUUUCAAUGACCUCGAAUCCUCUUCGCCUAUUCGUCUGCCUGAUUUCGCUAUGGAGGUCUCCCAAGGCGAAGAUGAAGGGAGUAGAAGCACUCCCAUAUAUGAUUCACCAAUGGGGACACAGGAACGACCUUUGGCCUCAUCUGAGGGGUCAGCAACAAGGAGUGGCCAAAGCAGUGUACUUCGUAGGGAUGGGGAUAAGGCGAAACAAUUGUCCGCUGCUAGAAAAUCCUCUUUACCAAUCGCCUCCAUGCUACAAAAAUGUCCUAACCAGUUCAGAGCCUCAAUUCGCACUCGGCGUUUUGUCGUGGACGGCAAGGAGCACACCACCACCUCCAAGAGGGUCGUUCUUGCCGAGGCAACUGCACGACCCGUCGAGAAGAGUGUGGCAAGAAUGCGAGCUCUGCGAGAUUUCCGUGAAUUAGCAAAGGAGAGCAAACGCCGUAAUCGCGAGAUCGCUGAACGCGUGGAACAGCAGAUGCGUCAGUUGGAGUCCAAACAAGCGGCUGAGUUCACUCACCUUCAUCGAUCAUUGACAAAGGAAUUGGAGGCCGCUGCAAAGAAGUACAAGGCUAGCCGUGAGCGCCUAGAUGCUGAAUUUGAAAGCGACGUAAAGGCUCUUCGCGAGGCCUCUAUGCAAUCGGAGAAGACAUUCCUGGAGCAAUUCAAGCAGAAAUUGGAGCACAAUGUGGCCUCGCGAACCCUGCGAAAAGCGGUGUUCCGUGAUGUGCGUGACGCGUUUGGCAGUGGGAUUACAGUGCUGCGAACGCCGUCGGACAUCCCUCCAGCAGUGGAGCAGCAUUAUGCCGAGGCUGCCGACUUCUUCCGUCACCGGGAGGUCGAGUUGAAUUCCCAAGUGACGCAGCUGACGGAAGUAUAUCAUAAGAAAUUGGGCCAUCUCGACCUCCAGUUGUAUUCGGAGCAGUACGAACUGAACAUGGGUUUCACUAAAAAGCAGGGCAUGAUGGAGCAACGUCACAUGCAUAUGCGCCAUCAAUUGGCACGUAGUCAGCUUAAGGACUUUGCAUUGGCAGACAGGCAACUGCUGGCAAAACGUCUGGCCUCUCAGUUGGUCGAAUUUCGAGAGGCGGCGGAAGCGGAUAAGACGCAGCUUCAGGAAUCUCAGAUGCUGGAGAAGAAAAUCUUCCUCAAAAAUGAAAGGGUAGCUAGAAAGAAGAGGAUGACUACGUAUCAACGGAAGUUACGGGAAGACGGCCCUCCGGAUGGAAUGAGUGUUAAGGAGGCAUUAGCAAAGGUGGAAGAGACUGAGAGAGUGCGUGCAAGCGAUGCCCUCCUCAAGUUAAGUAAGCAUCAUCAAAUGCAGACCCAGGCUCUGGACCGCGAGUUAAUGAGUCGUUUCGUCGAACUGGAUGAGCAGCAGUCGGAGAAGAAGACCCUGUUGGUUAAUCAGGAGAGUCGCCGAUUGAAAGAACUGGACGAUGAACACAAACAGGAGAUGAAGGCUCACGCCGAACGCCUCCAACGCAAACUCUUGCAACUCCGUGAAAAGUACGAAGAGGAGGUGAUCGAACGAGCCGACUUGACGUCACUAAACCGGCACCCCGAUACACUACCACGGCCAGGCUCUGGAAGUCGGAACAACCACUCCCUGUUCGGUAAAUCUCCCAGUGCCACUUCAAGUUCCGGAUCCUUAGGAAGCCUAACCGCAUUGAGCAAGACAUCCAUGAAUUCAUACCGAUGUUGA
Messenger RNA from Echinococcus granulosus, 3180 nucleotides. Its product is annotated as Serine/threonine-protein kinase. Gene Ontology annotation, molecular function: ATP binding; protein kinase activity. Bases 1 to 3180 code for a protein of 1059 amino acids. The record is from RefSeq and is a predicted model, not a curated record. Lineage: Eukaryota; Metazoa; Platyhelminthes; Cestoda; Cyclophyllidea; Taeniidae. The transcript is spliced from 19 exons. Gene Ontology annotation, biological process: protein phosphorylation.